Lachancea meyersii CBS 8951 is the source of this 1899-nucleotide messenger RNA. NCBI's taxonomy places the organism in Eukaryota, Fungi, Ascomycota, Saccharomycetes, Saccharomycetales, Saccharomycetaceae. The record is from the annotation of a GenBank genome assembly.
AUGGGCCUGAAACCAUAUUUACAAUUGCGAGACCGAAUCUCUCAGGUUUGGCUAAAUCAGUACACUGUGCUGCUGUUACUGAUCAUAGUAAAACUAACACUAUUCUCGAUUUCCCUGAACAAUGCGAUAGCUAGCUCUAAAAUGUACGCAUUGAACAGUUGCAACUCCAUCGACGCCAUGUAUUCACAAUUGAUGGACUCAGGUCCCCAGUACAUGUGUCAGUUUGGUAAUUUCUUGGUGGAGCAGUCCAUUAAGGAAUCAGUGAAAGCGACCCUGAAAACAGUGUCUUUGCUGGUCGAGGCUGGCGAACAAGUCGCCAUAUUCCUGUUCGACUUCUACUUCGGCACCUACAUUUGUCUUGCUACAAGUGCUGUGGAUGGCGCCGUUGACGUCGCUACAAAUACUACUGAAAAACUGCUGGACGUUGUGAACAGCACGCUGAUUGCGGUGGGCGAUGACAUCGAUUCCGGGCUCGAAGACCUUUCUGGAGUCAUUAACAAGGUGCUGGAAGCCGUGCAAGACGUUAAGAGUUUUUUUAAAGGCGGGAGCUCAUCGUCUGACGUCGAUUCGUCCGUCAAUGCCAUGAAUCUAAGCAUUGCCAAGCUGCGAAACAUGUACAUCCCGUCGUCUAUCGACCUAAAGUUAAGCGAGCUGGCCCACAAAACCCUCAAUUUUGAAACUGUCAUGAACAAGACUCACGCUGAGAUCUCUGUACCAUUCGACUUGGUGCGAUCCAAGAUUUCGACCGUUAACAUUUCCAAGCUGCUGGCAAACAACCAGAAAUUGUAUUUGCCCACUCCAAACGCCAGCAAUGGCACUUCCACAGGCAUAUGCUCUGCGAGCAAGGCUGACAUUGUGAAAUUUUACGCUGGCGUUUCGAAGACUAUCAGCGUGAUAGUGAUUAUUUUAGUGACGCUGCUUGCUGUGGGCGCGUUUGCCGCAAUGGUGCCAUCUGUGUGGUCUGAAUAUAAGCAGUGGACGCGGCUGCGCAGAUUGCAGGACAUAUCAGACGAAAAGACGGCCGUUGAAGGCACACCUUGGGCCAAAACCGACGUUAUCGAAAACUACCAACAAGUCUUCGACAAAUGGCCGUUCGCGUUCGGCAAAUGGCUUGCAAGCAAGCUGACAACCAGCAUUCGCACGCGGCGCAAAAUAAGAUGGUGUGUGGCGUAUGCCAUGUCGCCUCGGGCGCUCACAGUGCUCGGAAUAGCCCUUGCAGGACUCGUCAUGUGCAUAUGCCAGUUUGUGCUGCUGGCGGUCGCGAAACGUGCCCUGGCGGACCCCAAGGCCUCCCAAGUAUCGCAGGCUGUCCUGAGCGCCGCCAACGCCAGUCUACACGACGACAUGGCGCGCUGGGUGCUUGCCACAAACGACUACAUCAACGCCUCGCGCACGCAGCUCAAUAGCGAGGUUUUCGGCUGGAGCCAGGACGCCACUACUGUACUAAAUCACACUGUUGCUGCUGCGAUUGAUGACAUCGACACUGCGCUUGCCGAUUUCUUCAAUGGCACCCUGCUGUACGGCCCGAUGACCAGCGUUGUGCGCUGCACGAUCGAAAACAAGCUCAUUAAGAUCCAAAAGGCGCUCCUUUGGCUCCACGACAACCUACACUUUCCUAUACCACUCAUAGACCCUGCUGCGAUCCAACAAUGGGCCCGUAGCGACAACAACUCGGCACAACAGCAGUCACAACAGACUUUAAUCAAUUCCAACGCUAUCGGGCCCGUUACGGCAGCUCAGAAGCUGGUUCAAACGGCUAAAGAUGCCUUAAAUGUGGUCUUACGUCAAUUCUACUCCGCCACCAUUUUCGAGUUAGCAGUGGCCCUUUCGUUGCUGGGACUGUGGAUUCUUCAGUGGCUCAUCGCCAUUUUUUUUACAAUGGUGCUGAAUCCGGCUUAG